ACGCAUCUCUGUAUUACAGGCAGCUCCUUUGCUCAGUUCUUACUUUCUUACUAUUCGUUCCGCUCAUAGCUUGUGUAUUUUGUGUGUGACUCAACUCAAGCUUGCUGACAAGAGAUCCAACCUGCCUGGCAUCUACGGGAGGCAUAUCUUGCCUAUCAUUCACGUGGCAAGUUAAUCCCAAUGUCAUCCUCCAUGAGUUCUGAGCAUUCAUCCUCACCAUCAUUCCCCAGUGAUAUGGAUGCACAAGAAGGAAGAGAGGAAGAUGGAAUGGAGGAUUACACCAGCAGUCCCUUGCGUCUUACAAAUCAUCCUGAGAGAGAGGAUUUAUCGGAACAAGAUUCCAUUGGACCUGCACUGAUUCCUCCAACUGAGAUUCAAACAGAUUCUAAUAGCAACAGCUCUAUGCAGAAUAGUAAUCAGCAGGAUUCAUCAGGACAUGUAUCUUUUCAAGCUGCACCAAUUUCUCAAUUUGUAACUGGUCAUUCAAACUUGCCAUCUGUGCAAAAUGUUUCUGGAGAAAGUGAUUCUAGGAUGCGCCCAACCAGCCAGCGUCCUUUUAGGGGAACUCAGUCCUCCAGAGAUGUGAAUGAUAGUGACUCGUCAUCCUCUAGCAGCUCUUCAUCCUCCUCAAGCAGUUCCUCCUCUGAUACUGAUGAUGAUAGAGAUAAAUCAUCCAGUAGGUUUUCAAAACAUCACAAUUCUGCAUAUCUUGGUGUUAUGAGAAAAUCGAAUUUAAAACAUAGCUCCAAAGCCCGAGAACCCAAAUCAAACAAGCCUGAUUCUGCUCUGGCAAUAGCCAGUAAUUCUGAAACUGGACUUGCAAGAGCAAAUAAUUCUAGAGCUGGGCUUGCUGGUGCCAGUAAUUUUGGAGCUGGGCUUACCAGUGUCAGUAAUUUUGGAGCUGGGCUUGCUGGUGCCAGUAAUUUUGGAGCUGGGCUUACCAGUGUCAGUAAUUUUGGAGCUGGGCUUACCAGUGUCAGUAAUUUUGGAGCUGGGCUUGCAGGUGCCAGUAAUUUUGGAGCUGGGCUUGCAGGUGUCAGUAAUUUUGGAGCUGGGCUUGCUGGUGCCAGUAAUUCUGGAGCUGGGCUCACAGGUAUCAGUAAGAUAUCAAAGCAAAGCAAAAGUGUUGAAAAUAAAAACCUAAUUUCUGCUACCGAUAAAAAGGGAUCAAAACUCACAAAUAGUAAUGCUGGAUCUAGAACAUCAAAUGCUGAAGAUGCAGCUUCUGGUGCUUCCAUUGCUGAGAAAAAAGGUUUUGGAUUAAAUUCUUACUGGAAUCCAAGCACUCGAGGAUCUACCACUUCUAACCCUGCUGAUCAAGAGGGCAUUCACUGUCCUGCAAGUAACCGCUCUGAGGUCCCAGUUGGUUCUGAGUCUGAAGGUGCUGCUAGGUCAGCAUUAACAGGUCCUUCUUACUCUCAAGUGUUUGCUAACAAUGCCCUUCAGGAGAUAGGUUCCAGUGCACGAGCUGGUACAGGAAACUGGCGACGAGAAGGAGGAUUAAUUGGUCACUCAAUGUUCAGAGAUUAUGAUCAUGAUUAUGAUGAUUACCCGCGCAGCCGAUUGUGUUCGGUGCUUGACUCGCCUUAUCCGAACCACAGACCUCACAACCCAGAUGGUCACGACAGCGAGUUGAGCUGGAACCAUUACUCGAGUGACUCAGCUGACCACGUCCUUGAUUAUCAGCAGGAUAUCUCCAGUUCCAACAGCAGCUCUUCAGAGGAUGAACAACGUAAUUUUGCAAAUAAUCCUUUGUUUGCUAAUCUUGGGGUUGCUAAUAAUCAUGUGUUUGAUAAUCAUGAUGACGAUGAGGAAAAUGUUAGGUCACGAAUUGAAGCUCAGGUGACCAGCAGAGAAAAUAAUGCGAGUCAAAGUGGACAGAAUAAUUCUGAAUUGAGAAAUGCAAGUUCUUUUAAUGCUUCUUCCACGUCCAAUGCAAGUAGUGAAGAUUCUAGUUUUCUUGCAAAUUUGAAUCGACGUCAGGAAGAAAUCAUUCGAGAGUUGUUUAAUCCCGAUCAUAGUUCUGCUGUUCCCUCGCCUAGGCGAAGUCCUGACAGACCUCCCAGUCCAAGACAAAGUACCAAUUCUGCCUGGGGUCUCACAACUCAAAGUCCAAGUCCAAAUAAAAGUCCUAAAAAAUCUAAUGAGAAUUCACCGAAAUCAAGCCCUAAAGGCCCAAAAUCUCCAGAAAAAGCCCCUAAAUCUCCUGUUUCUGAAGACACCUGCUCCAUAUGCCUGUGUGUCAUCACUGACGCCUGUGUUGCCGGAUCCUGUCUACACAGGUUCUGUUUUCCAUGCCUCAAGGAGUGGUCCAAACGUAAACCAGAUUGUCCUCUGUGCAAAAUUCGAUUCACAAUGAUCAUCCAUGACAUCAAAGGGGACCAGGAUUACAAGGAGUACAUCAUUCCACCCGCUAGUUCUGCUAGCAGUAUUUUCAACUUAAUGUUUGAUGUGAACCACAUUGCAUUAUUUGUGAACCCUUAUAAUGCUUAUAAUCAUGGAUUCACGCUCCCGAACGGUGAUGACAACGCCCCGAGAAGAUCUGUUAACAAUGCACCAAGAAGAUCCAAUAGGCCAUUUGAACUGAGUGGAGUUGCGUUCCGGUCGCACAUCUACAGUCAUGAUCUUUGGGUGCGAUUUGUGACCGCUAAUGGACAAGCUCGUAUGUGCAGUCCCGCCAUUUUCCGUGAACAGCCUGCGCUCACUCACCGGCUUGUCCCAUGGCUGCUUCGAGAGCUGAGGGCUCUUAGGUGCCCUAGUUCUGUAUUGACUAUAAUUCUUGAACUUAUUACCAUUCACGACAUUGACUCAAGGCAAAUGAACCGAGCUCUGACUCCAUACCUUGGACAUCGAACGCUGCAUUUCCUCCACGAGUUCAACUGCUUCGCUCGUUCGUCUUAUGAUUUCGUAGGUUACGAUGAUGCCGUAAGGAACCGUUAUUCAGAUUACGCUCUGCGUGAAAUUCCUCCUGUUAGUCUGGAUUUGGUGGGUGAACAGGGUGAGGAUGGGUCAAAUGGCGGUGCUGCGUCUGUAGAAAUCGACCUCACAGGAGACACUUCAUCCAUUGCUAGUCAAGAAACUACAGCCCCUGCCGCGACUACUAGCGAUGACAACGCUAGUGGCUCUAGUUUUUCCAACGAACUUAGAAGAAUUAACAGUUAUUUACGAGGUCCUUCGACUGGUCCUUUAAGCUCUGUACUACCUGCUAGACUGAUAACACCUGUCACUAGCACCAAUAAUACCAGUUCUCGUUUCGAUCAAGAUUUAACUUACAAUUAUCUCUUUGGUCGCAGAAGACAGUUCCCUCGUAUUAGUUAUCACUACGAAGCUUCAGGAGAACGAGUUGCUGUACAACAUGACCACCCCCUUCAUUCGAGGCGCAGAUUUCAAAAUAAUUUUAAAACUUCGAGAGGUUUGCGUGAAUCUCGUGUACCUCUCUGCUCUCCUAUCAGAAAUAGGAAUCGAGUUACCCCUGGUAGCUCAAUACUUUCUGGGAAUGCAAUGGCACCAUCUACUGCUGACAAUGUUACUGAACAGGCAACAAACAAUGCAGAGAAUGACAACACUUUGGUACUGUCAUCUGGAGAUGAAAACAAUGAUAAUAACUACGGUGAUGGUGAAAACCAGGUUUCCAGGAGCGACCAAAAUAAGACCUCACUAGGCGACCACACCUACAGUUCCAUUCCUUGUACCUGCUCACAAAAUAUGUCUGCUCGUUCGAAAAGUAGUACCAGUACUGCUUCAGUUAAGAAGGAAAAUAAGGUUUGUGGUUGUUCCAAACCACAGUCGCGUGUCAUCUCUACAGAUUCGGACGAGUGUCGUAUUGUAGAUGAGAAACCUGUUACUCCCAAGAAGAUAACUUGGAAGUCUGUAAAAUCCAGUGCCAUCGAAAGUAUCGUGCUUUCUGACUCCUCUGAAGAAAAUGCCGAGACUCGUCCUGCCAAAAAUACUGGGACAAGGCCAAAAACUUCUGUUUCAAUUUCAGCAGUCAAGGCUGGGAAAAGUUCAUCUAUGAAAUCUAAACCAAUUAAACUUGAUCGAAAAAGUUUCUCCAUUUCUUCCUCUGCUAAUCUUGGGGUUGCAAAUAAUCAUGUGGAAAUAAUCAUGUGUCAUAAUGAAAAGCAAAUUGGCAAUGAUGAUCAGCAAUCUGACGCCAGCGAAAUAAAAUCUAAUGGUAAACGGAAAAUAACCGCGCCUGUUUUUGCGCAAGAUGACGGAGAUUCUUCAGAAGAUUCUGCUUCUGGCAUUCGUCGGGAGCCUAAGGAUCACCCAUCUAGAAUCAAAAGUUCUGCUAGACCCAUGACUAAAAAUGUUGCUUCCAUGGAUGCACCUGACACCAGCAGCAGCAACAGAAGGGAGCAUGGCUAUCGAGUUACGGUCAACCCUGUCAAAGUUGAGACACCUCAUGCUGGUGUUUCUUCUACUAUGCAGAAAAAGAUAGCCAAGAACAAGACCCAGUAUAUACGUGAUGAGACCAAAAGAACUUUUUCUUCACUGGCUCACAGCAAGAAACCUGAAGGGCCUUCUUACAAAAAUUUCCUUGAUUCCAGCGAUUCCGAGGAGGAAGUUGUUUCUAAAGCUGGAGCAGCAUAUAAAAGAACCCGGGACUUCAUAAAAACUAAAAAUAAGAAUUCGGAUUCUGACGGAAAUUCUUCCUGUGAAGAAUAUAAGAGCAAUCGCAGCAGACGAGAUUCAUCUCCUGAGCCUGAAAGUCGGCCAACUUCAACUUCAUUUUUGAACAUUGCUCGUGCAGCGAGACCUGCUAUCUCAGAGUCAGACUCUGAACCUGUAAGUUUGUUCAGUAAAAACUUAUAUCCCAAAUUGAGACUGCGCUCACCUACUCCAAGAUUUGCCAAACGUGACUCCCAAAUGACAGAGUCAAGUAAGACUUCUAGCCGCCAAGUGACUCUUCUAGACUCUUCUUCUUCAGAAUCCGAAGACACUGCAAGAUUCGCUAAGCGACUCCGUAUAAUCGCUACGCCUCGACCUGAAUCUCAAAACCUCAAAUCCGCUACCAACGUCGUAGAGAACCAACGAGUUGUGAAACUGAUUGAAAAACCUAGUGAAUCUGAAUCGAAACGUGCGAAACGAACGAGUCGAUCUUCAGAACGCAAAAAACACAAGUCGAAACUACGCAAAGAAAAAAAGAGCAGAAGCAAGGAUCGGUCUUCCAAAUCCAAGAAAAUAAAAUCUAGAUCUAAGAAGAUCAAGGAGAUCAGGUCUAAAGAUUCGAGCGAUUGAUCGCGAAGUAGAACCUCGAGUGUUAGCUUCAGAAAUGUAUUGUCUUGCGUACUGUGAUGAAGUCUAAGUUAGAAGUGAUAACUUCAGAAAUGUAUUGAUCUUGCGUACUGUGAUGAAGUCUAUGUUAGAAAUGAUUAAUCUAUAGACUUCAGUGGUGAAAUUUUAAAGAAAUUCCUGAAAAUAAACGUGUGGGGUUCAACUUCAAUAUAUUUUAGGCGAACUUGCUACUCUCGAAGUUUGUGUGGUUUAACAGUGUAUAAUCUUGACUCAUGCUAGCACAUAACUGCUAUUUCAAUGGUACGCCUUGAUGAUCUUAUCUUUUCCAAUUUCUUUUCUUUUUUUUUCUUUUUUUCUUGAUUUAAAAAAAUAUUCAUGAAAUUAGGAAAGUCCUGCUGUGUUUUUACGCGUUUCUACCCUAAAUUCUUAAAGAUAAAAAUUUUUUCAUGCCGCUUUUGAAAUAAAUGUCGCCUUUCUUUUUUGUCUCUCAUAAUAAUGGAAAAUUGCGAGUUCAUUAUUUUGGAAGUUAAAUUUUUUUGGCUGUCUUUUCUUUUCAGUUUUCUUUUUUUCUUGACGUCAUGUACUAAAUAUCAUGUGUAAAAAUACUUCAAUCCCUGGAAAACAUUCUUUUUUUCAUCCAGGAAUUUUUUAUACGAAACAUUGCUUUUGUUUCGCCACCUAAGAAAACAUCACGGUUAUAAAAUUACAUGCAACGUCAUUGUGAUACAAAAAAUGUUCUAGAUAAACUAUAAGAUUCAGGCGAUGUUAGCUUGAUUUGCAGGAUUUGCUGUCUGGUUAUUCUUGGAUUUUUUAGGUGUUUAGUUCUUAAGUUUGGUUAACUCGAAUAAGUUAGGUAUGUUAUUACCCCUUAGGUUAAGUUGUAGAGUGAUCUUUUUGAUUAUGCAGCGUAGCGCGAUUAAAAACUUGGAAUUGUUACUUUUUCUAGUGGGAACAUGACUAUUUUCUAGCGGAAAGAUUAUGAAUAUUUCCUAAUGGAAGCAUUAUGAAUAUUUUCUGAUGAA
This is a messenger RNA of Hyalella azteca, 6260 nucleotides long. RefSeq lists its product as uncharacterized. Lineage: Eukaryota; Metazoa; Arthropoda; Malacostraca; Amphipoda; Hyalellidae. The transcript has 2 exons. The coding region runs from base 181 to 5241 and encodes 1686 amino acids. The record is from RefSeq and is a predicted model, not a curated record. Gene Ontology annotation, molecular function: metal ion binding; ubiquitin protein ligase activity. Gene Ontology annotation, biological process: protein monoubiquitination; protein polyubiquitination.